AGAAUUUUCUAGAGACCCAAGCCAGCAAGCAUGACGAAUCUGCGAAACGUGGGGAAAAGGAGGUUCAGCGAUCGUCACCUGCACUUGACCUUGGCCUAUGACCCUUCCCGCUCCAUGUGAACCUAAAGCGAGCUCCACGAAUUCAGUGGAGAUCCUGCCUUUCAGUUUUGCUCACCGUAAUAUAGAUCUGCCAUUGUCUCACAUCAUGAAAAUCCAUAUCCCUUCCACAAUCUUUCCUCCGCUGCUUGCUCGAGCAAAAACGUCAGCAUGGAUUCUUCGUCAGGAACACAUGAAUUCAAGGACCUAGAGCCCCCCGACUUCAGUGUUGGCAACCAGGACCAAAAUACGAGCGUCAGAGAUAUUGAAGAGGAAGAUCCGGUUGGUGUAGGUGCAGGCGGGGGCUCGAGAUCGCGAUCUGCAGAACGCAGGGUGCGGUUUAACAGUGAUGCUAUAAACAAUGUACCGUCUGGGCUGGGUAUCCAGAAUGGCCAAGGACGAUCUGAGCUAUCAUUGCCGGCAAACGAAGAGACACUGCAGCCAACGACGCCGACGGAUCGUUUCACAUUCUCAGUCGAUGAAUACGAUUACGCGCAAAGUAUAGCUCGUCGUGAUUCUAUGACUGGGGCAGGAGCCACGCACGCCCCAGAAGCAUAUACUGGGGAUACAUAUCAAAUGACUGAGGUACACUCGUCUGCAGGUCUCAUGCACGACGCUGAGUAUUUGCGGUCGUUUGAGAGUUCUACUGUGGGCAGCACCGGUAGUCCCAAUGCGCAGGAGUCUCAUCAGCCCGACUCAGAUACCCAACCUGAUUCUGGGUACUUGCAGUCAUUUUCGGAAGCUGAGGCGCUUCUCAAGGCCCAUAUGCCAGACCACAAUACCACUGGUGCAAAGAAUGAAGGUCCCACUCCCACCGGAAACAAUUACGAAGAACACGAGGCCAUCACCGUAAACCCACGUGGUGGUAUUUUCUACCAAAUUUUGCAGACUUACCAAAAUCCUGUCAAUGAGGAUACUUAUCGCAAUGGCAAAAGCGAAGAACCAGUGUCAUCAGAACCAACAAGAUCCACAACUCCUACAACACCUACGCGUCGUAAAUGGUACAAGCAACACAGCAGAAGUGAGCAGUCAUUGGGAACUCUCAGCCAACUGAUGGAAGCAUCUUCAAAGCUCGCCAUUCAGACUGUCAAGACUGAUGCUGAAUUGGACAAGGCGAUUCCCAAAGCACGGCCUGGAUAUACCCGGACGGGAAGUGGUAGAAUCAUGUCUUUGAUUGGCCUGAAACGGGAAAAGGACACAAAGAUCACAGCGCACCUUGCUGGCAUUCUUCAACGGCAAAAAUACAUUCUCAAGAUGUGUCGUGCGCUCAUGUUAUUCGGCGCGCCCUCUCAUCGUCUGGAGGAGUACCUUUCGACAACAGCCAAAGUCCUGGACAUGGAUUGCCAAUUUUUAUACAUCCCAGGAUGUAUGAUCAUAUCCUUCGACGAUCCACUCACUCACACCACUGAGGUCAAGAUGGUACGCGCUCCUCAGGGUGUAAACCUCGGCAAACUUCAAGACGUUCACCUUGUGUACAAGGAAGUGUUGCACGACAUUAUCGGCAUGGAUGAGGCCUUGACGAGGCUGGAGACAAUCAUCAAGGCAGACAAUCGAUGGCCCGUUUGGCUCUGUGUCAUCAUGUAUGGGCUCGCGAGCACUGCCGUGUCAUGUUUCUUUUCAGCGCGUCCCAUCGACUGGCCCAUUAUUUUCGUUCUUGGCACGAUUCUGGGAGUUCUGCAGCUCGUCGUUGCUCCCAUGUCGAAUACGUACAACACUGUCUUCGAGGUCAGCGCAGCCAUUCUAAUGACCUUCUUGUCACGCGCUAUAGCCAGCAUCCAAGACGGUCGUCUCUUUUGCUUUUCUGCCCUUACGCAAAGCUCUAUUGCGAUGAUACUCCCCGGUUGGCUUGUUCUCUCCUCGGCUCUCGAACUACAUUCAAAGGCUAUUGUGCCGGGGUCUAUUCGAAUGGUGUAUGCCAUUAUCUACUCACUAUUUCUUGGUUACGGUAUCACCGUUGGGGCGGCAUUAUUUGGCGCCAUGAAAGCGGAUGCAGUCACGGAAACGACCUGCCAAAACCCGAUGAACUCUUACUGGAAUUUUCUUUUCGUCCCCCUCUAUGUUUUCUUUACCACAUUCACUGUACAGGCCAAAUGGCGGCAAAUGCCAGUCAUGAUUGGUGUGGCUUUGGCUGGCUAUAUUGUUAACUUUUACACCUCCAAGAGGUUCGCCGCCAGCGCACCCAUUGCAUAUACCUUUGGCGCCUUUACUAUUGGUAUCCUGGCCAACCUGUACAGCAGAGUAAGACAUGGCGUGGCAGCUGCUGUUCUUUUGCCCGCUGUUUAUGUACAAGUUCCUGGCAGUCUUGCUUCUAGUGGAGCUAUCACUGUCGGGCUGCAAACCGCCACUCUCCUGACGAGUACCAACGGUACUACAUCUUCCACCGAAAGUACCCAACUCAACGCACUCGCGUUCAACUUCGCCGCUAGUAUGAUUCAGAUCGCGAUUGGUAUCACUGUAGGACUCUUCGGGGCUGCUUUGUUCGUCUAUCCUCUAGGUAAGCGCCGUAGUGGUCUGUGGACAUUGUAGUGGUUUAGUGGUUUAGUAAGGAACUGGUAACUUGCUGGGCUGGGUAACUUGUUUAUAGAGUACCGAGCAAAUAUAGUCUCGAAUUUUGAUAGUUAUGGGGGUUGGAUCAAUUGGUUAGAGGGCAGGCGUUGGAUGAGGGGAAAAUAUAGCAUCAUAAUAGAGUAGGCGGGCACUCCACGGCGACACGCUGUAAGACUCGUUGCCUACGUUAAGAGUAGAGUAGAGUAGAUUGUAGUUCAGAUUUGCAUAUGAUAGCUAUUGCAGUCUCACGUCAAGGAAAGACGCGUCGCAUUUCGCAUUCAGGAGACGAAAUUUCCUAGGAUUGUACAUACC
Messenger RNA from Truncatella angustata, 2955 nucleotides. RefSeq lists its product as uncharacterized. The record is from RefSeq and is a predicted model, not a curated record. The coding region runs from base 268 to 2622 and encodes 784 amino acids. NCBI's taxonomy places the organism in Eukaryota, Fungi, Ascomycota, Sordariomycetes, Amphisphaeriales, Sporocadaceae. Gene Ontology annotation, molecular function: transmembrane transporter activity. Gene Ontology annotation, biological process: transmembrane transport. The transcript is spliced from 4 exons.